Messenger RNA from Setaria italica (foxtail millet), 1004 nucleotides. RefSeq names its product endo-1,3;1,4-beta-D-glucanase. Gene Ontology annotation, molecular function: hydrolase activity. The coding region runs from base 37 to 816 and encodes 259 amino acids. The transcript has 7 exons. The record is from RefSeq and is a predicted model, not a curated record. NCBI's taxonomy places the organism in Eukaryota, Viridiplantae, Streptophyta, Magnoliopsida, Poales, Poaceae.
AGACAACCUAGCAAGAGAACCUCCUGUCGAAGCGCCAUGAGCUCCGCCGCACUGCUCUUCCUCUGCCUCGCCGUGGUGCUAGUCGCGGCGGCGACCGUUCACGACGAGCACUCGCAGUGCCUCGACAACCCGCCGGACCUGUCGUUGCGCGGCGUUGAAGCUGGCAAGGUUGUAGACGACCUUCCAGGGGGGUUCAGGGCCUAUGUCACCGGCCCCUCCAUGUCCAUACGUGCCAUCGUCCUCGCCUCGGAUGUCUACGGGUUCGAGGCACCUAUACUGAGAAACAUAGCCGAUAAAGUUGCCGCAACAGGAUACUACGUUGUGGUGCCUGAUUUCUUCCACGGCGAUCCUUACAACGACAGUAAAAUCCUUUCAGAAUGGAUCAAAUCUCACUCCCCAGUCACAGCUGCUCAAGAUGCCAAGCCACUCUUGGCUUCUUUGAGAAACGAAGGAAAAUCUAUUGGGGUUGGAGGUUACUGCUGGGGGGGAAAAUUUGCCGCCGAGAUAGCAAAAACUGACGAUACAGAAGUAGUUGUCCUUUCUCAUCCUGCAUAUGUGACUGUUGAUGAUAUGAAAGAGGUCAAAUGGCCAAUUGAGAUCCUUGGAGCUCAAAACGACACAAUCACACCGCAGGAACAAGUGCGUCAGUUCGAGCAAGAAUUGCGUGAAAGAAUGGAUAUUGAGUACUUUGUCAAGAUCUUCCCAAGAGUUGCCCAUGGAUUUGCUUGCAGAUACAAUACCACCGACCCGUUCGCUGUUAAAAGCGCUGAAAAAGCUCUUGCUUACAUGCUCGACUGGUUCCACAAAUACUUGUAGUGAAGACAUGUCUUAUCUGCACAUGACUGUUUCGAAUAAAUAAAUAAGAAUAAUAUUUUCGUACAUCCAGAUGGAAAAAAUUUGCACAGCAGUGAAUAUCUGUCCUUGUCAAGUUGACCAAUAUUGGAUCCCACACACUUUAAAAUAUGUCCUCUAUUUAAGGUGAAUACACACCCCGCUACAUCGCA